AUGGCGACAUCAAGAAUAUUUGUCAAGGGUCUGCCGCCCAACAUCACCGAGGCAGACUUCCGCAAACACUUUUCGACGGGGAACCGCGAGGUGACGGACGUCAAGCUGAUACCCCAGCGACGCAUCGGCUACGUCGGCUACAAGACGGCGGACGUCGCCUCCAAGGCGGUCAAGUACUUCAACAGGUCGUACAUCCGCAUGUCCAGGAUCUCAGUCGAGCCCGCCAAAGCCAUCUCAGACCCAGCCCUCGCCAAGAACCACCACAACGGCCCCCGCGCUGCUGAUGCGUCAACGAGCCGCGGUGCCGCGCGGGUCACGUCAGACCAGGAUGUGAACCCAAAGAAGCGGAAGAGAGACGAGCCGGUCAAGGCGGACCCGAAGCUUCGAGAGUUCUUACAGGUCAUGAAGACCGGUCGGGAGGGCGUCAUCGCCGACGACACCACCUUGGACGCCGCUGGGGCCUAUCCUGAGGCCGGCUCCACGGUUGUUCCAGAGGGCGAGAGUGACGAUGAGUACGAGCAGAUCCCAGCGAGGAAAGAGAAGUCUCGGAGGACAGACUCUCCAACCAGAGCCGUCCAUGUGGCUCACCCACCGCCACCGAGGGAUGACAAGGCACCUGAUCCCGGCCCUGCUGACGAUACUCGAGAGGCGGCUGAGGCUGCCGAGCAAGUCAAGGGAGGCGACGAGGCUCCGGCCACCGAAGCGACAGAUGACGAUUGGCUGCGGUCAAGAACCAACAGGCUGCUGGAUCUGGUCGAUCCCGACGACCUCCCGGCGCAGCAGGCGCCUGGACCCGAGGAAAGGCCCCCACAACAAGAGACAGAGAAUUCCUCCGAAGAAGUGACACAUGACGAGGUGGAGGAUGCGACCACGGGCGAGGAGAUGACGACAGGUGAUGCGGCUGUCGACGCAAUCUCCAAGACGUCUCGGCUUUUUGUCCGCAACCUGCCGUUCAGUGUUACGGAGGAAGACAUCCGGGACGCGUUUGAAGAGUUUGGGAGCCUGCAAGAGGUACACUUGCCCACUAACGCUGCAGGCACCGGCAAGGGAUUUGCGCUGGUCUUGUUUACAGAUCCAGGGGAUGCGGUCAAGGCAUUCCAGACGAUGGAUGGGGCAACUUUUCAGGGACGCAUCAUCCACAUCAUUCCAGCGAGCCGCAAGAAAGAGCUGGGAUUGGACGAGUUUGGAAUUUCCAAGCUACCGCUGAGGAAGCAGAACCUGAUUCGCAAGAAGGCUGAGGCGGCGUCGACAACGUUCAACUGGAAUUCGCUUUACAUGAACCAGGACGCAGUCAACACGUCCAUCGCCAGCCGCCUGGGUGUCUCGAAGUCGGAGAUGCUAGACCCGACGUCGGCGGACGCGGCGAUCAAACAGGCCAUUGCGGAGACGACGGUGAUCCAAGAGACCAAGGCCUACUUCGCGGCGAAUGGGGUGGACCUGGACGCCUUCAAGUCGCAAAAGCGGGGCGACACCUCCAUCCUCGUCAAGAACUUCUCGUACGGCACGACCAUGGACGAACUCAGACGGAUGUUCGAGGAGUCUGGACCGGUGCUCAAGGUUCUGAUGCCGCCGAGCGGCACAAUCGCCAUUGUGCAGUUCGCCCAGGCGAACCACGCAAAGGCCGCGUUUGGCAAGCUCGCCUACCGACGCAUCAAGGAUAGCGUGCUGUUCUUGGAGAAGGGCCCCAAAGAUCUGUUCAAAGGCGACCAGUCAGGGCCGCCCGUGACGCCGGCGGCCGACCAAAAGACGACAGGGGUCCAAAAGCUAAGCGUCAACGACUUGCUGUCAGGCGGCGAUAGGGCGGACGAGGCGGAAACAACCUCUCUGUUUAUCCGCAAUUUAAACUUCGCGACGAGCACUAACAAGCUGGCUGAAGCUUUCCAGUCCCUCGACGGAUUCGUCUCGGCGCGGGUCAAGACGAAGAUGGACCCCAAGAAGCCCGGGCAGACGUUGAGCAUGGGCUUUGGCUUCGCCGAGUUUCGAAGCAAGGAGCAGGCCACGGCGGCGCUCAAGGUCAUGGACGGCUACGUGCUGGAUGGGCACACACUGGGGGUCAAGGCGUCCCACAAGGGCCACGACGCCGCCGAGGAGAGGCGGCGGGAAGAUCGGGCUAAGAAGGCGGCGGCGCAGAAGACCAAGAUCGUCAUCAAGAACCUGCCCUUCCAAGCCACUAAGAAGGACAUACGGACGCUAUUCGGGACGUACGGGCAGCUCAGAUCGGUCCGCGUUCCAAAGAAGGCGGACCACACCACCAGGGGGUUUGCGUUUGCUGAUUUUGUCACCCCACGGGAGGCGGAAAACGCGCUAAACGCCCUGCGGGAUACUCACUUGCUCGGCCGGCGGCUGGUGCUCGACUACGCGGAGGCAGAGGCGGUCGACGCCGAGGAGGAGAUCGAGAAGAUGCAGCGCAAGGUAGGGGGCCAGGCCAAUAAGGUGGCCCUCCAGCGGCUCACGGGCGGAGGGAGGAAGAAGGUGAAUAUUGGCAACGACGGGGAGGAGGACCUCGAAGGAUAA
Molecule: messenger RNA, 2514 nt
Organism: Purpureocillium lilacinum
Lineage: Eukaryota; Fungi; Ascomycota; Sordariomycetes; Hypocreales; Ophiocordycipitaceae
Product: multiple RNA-binding domain-containing protein 1
Cellular component (GO): nucleus
Molecular function (GO): mRNA binding
Source: RefSeq, a predicted model, not a curated record